This is a messenger RNA of Musa acuminata AAA Group (dessert banana), 3543 nucleotides long. Its product is annotated as ADP-ribosylation factor GTPase-activating protein AGD3. NCBI's taxonomy places the organism in Eukaryota, Viridiplantae, Streptophyta, Magnoliopsida, Zingiberales, Musaceae. Gene Ontology annotation, molecular function: protein binding; GTPase activator activity. Gene Ontology annotation, cellular component: cytoplasm. The transcript has 19 exons. The record is from RefSeq and is a predicted model, not a curated record. The coding region runs from base 516 to 3035 and encodes 839 amino acids.
UAUUAUUAUUUUCUCGCAACAACGCAAAAACAAAUCCCUCGUUUUUCCGUUCUUUCCCCAAAAAAAAAAUCUGACCUUUUUUCCUAUUCCUCCUCAAUCCCCUGGCAUCUUCUUUUCAUCUCCUUCCCCAGAUCUGUUCGAUCGAGUUAGUUUCGCUUCUUAAUCUCCUCUGCGCUCGCCCAUUCCCCAAGAUCCCUACCAUUCUCUUCCAAUUUACAGGAUCUCGGUAGCUCGAAGCGGAGAUACUGGUCUUGUGGAGGCGGGGGAAAUCAGGUGGCGGAGUUGCGACCUUCGGAUUCGACGGAGAAGGCUUCUUGCGGUGCUCGGAGUUGUGUUUUCUCAUCGGGUCCCGGAAAAGAGAGUCUUUAUGUAACCGGAAGGAAUGCGCUCCUGUCGUGCGAGCUCGAUCGCGUUUGGUCCCACAGGUUCUGAGAGAAUCGUGGGUCGAUUGGAGCAGGAGCGUCGACGUUGAUGAGGAUUUGGUGCUGCGAGGAGGGAGUGAUCACAACUUCGCCAUGGUUUUCACCAGGCUCGAUGACUCUCCGAUGUUUCGUAAGCAGAUUCAAUCACUUGAAGAAAGUGCAGAAUUACUAAGGGAGAGAUGUCUUAAAUUUUAUAAAGGCUGUCACAAGUACACAGAAGGACUUGGAGAGGGAUAUGAUGGGGACAUUGCUUUCGCGAGCUCUCUUGAAAUGUUUGGAGGAGGCCAUAAUGACCCCAUUAGUGUUGCUUUUGGAGGACCUGUUAUGAACAAAUUUACAAUUGCUUUGAGAGAAAUAGGAACCUACAAAGAGGUUUUACGUUCGCAGGUUGAGCACAUGCUGAAUGACAGAUUGCUUCAAUUUGUAGACAUAGAUUUACAUGAUGUUAAGGACGCUCAUAAACGGUUUGAUAAGGCUAGCCUUUUAUAUGACCAGGCACGUGAUAAGUAUCUGUCUCUGAAGAAAGGCACAAGAGCGGACAUAGCAACAGUCAUAGAGGAGGAGCUCCAUAGUGCAAGAUCAUCAUUUGAACAAUCUCGUUUUGAUCUGGUCACUGCUCUUUCUAACAUUGAGGCGAAAAAGAGAUUUGAAUUUUUGGAGGCUGUUAGUGGAACAAUGGAUGCCCAUCUUCGUUAUUUUAAACAAGGAUACGAGCUGCUGCAUCAGAUGGAGCCAUACAUCCAUCAGGUUCUUACUUAUGCACAGCAAUCAAGGGAAAGAUCUAACUAUGAACAAGCAGCUCUUACAGAGAGGAUGCAAGAGUUCAAAAGACAGAUUGACCGAGAAAGUAGAUGGUCUGCAAAUGAGUCACAUGAUUCUCCUAAUGGAGAUGGUAUACAAGCUAUCGGAAGAAGUUCUCAUAAGAUGAUAGAGGCAGUGAUGCAGUCAGCUGCAAAAGGAAAGGUUCAGACCAUUAGACAAGGUUAUCUCUCAAAACGCUCAUCAAACUUGAGAGGUGAUUGGAAGAGAAGGUUCUUUGUUCUUGAUAGUCGAGGCAUGCUGUACUAUUAUCGUAAGCAAUGGAGUAGAUCAUCAGGAGGUCAGCAUUCUAAUCAGAGAGGUCAUAAUUCCAUGGAACAUGGUUCUGGACUGCUGAGUCGAUGGUUCUCUUCUCAUUAUCAUGGUGGAGUACAUGAUGAUAAAUCUGUUGCACGCCAUACUGUAAAUUUGCUGACAUCAACAAUAAAAGUUGACGCAGACCAAUCCGAUCUGCGUUUCUGCUUCAGGAUUAUUUCGCCAACAAGGAAUUAUACAUUGCAGGCAGAGAGUGCCCUGGAUCAGAUGGAUUGGAUUGAAAAAAUAACUGGUGUUAUUGCUUCUCUGUUGAGCUCUCAGUCACCUGAACAGCGUCUCCUUACAAGUCCUGGGAGUGGAGGCCUCCAUCGGGCAGCCAGUGAAAGUAGCUCAUUGGGCAGUUCAUCUGAUCUUGAUCAAUUAGCAAAUGAAGAAUCUUCAUUGGAAAAGAACAGUGUUAGUGGGCAUUUUGACCGAUCUAUCAGAAGUUCACAACAUUAUAGAUUCAACUCGAAGCAUGAGAAACCAAUUGAUGUGCUACGAAAAGUACGCGGAAAUGACAUAUGUGCUGACUGUGGUGCUCUGGAACCUGAUUGGGCAUCCCUGAACCUUGGAGUUCUUCUUUGUAUUGAGUGUUCAGGUGUUCACCGUAAUCUUGGUGUGCAUAUAUCAAAGGUAAGAUCUCUAACACUUGAUGUUAGAGUAUGGGAGGCUUCAGUUAUCAAUCUAUUUCAAUCAUUGGGUAACACAUUUGCCAACUCUAUCUGGGAGGAAUUGUUCCCGUCAACAAGUAAUGAAAAUUUGGGGGAUGUCUCGAGUUUCUGUAUGGAUGACAAGAAUCAAGAACAUAUCUGUGUCAGCAAGCCUAAGCAUUCUGAUCCAAUUACAGGGAAGGAAAAGUUCAUUCAAGCAAAGUAUGCGGAGAAGUUUUUUGUUCAUAAGACAACCGCAGAUCAGCUCUCAGUGGCACAACAGAUGUGGGACAGUGUCCGUGUCAAUGACAAGAAAGCAGUAUACCACCACAUUGUGGCUUCAGAUGCUGACGUCAAUAUCAUUUAUGGACAGGCAUCUGUAAACUCUUCUUUAACUCUUGCAAAAGCUAUGCUUCUGCAGGAUCAACCAACUGCAGUGCUUGAUCGCAGCUCUAGCUGCUUGUUAGGUGAUUCCUUGCAAAUGUCUUCUACCGUGGGCUCUCGUAGCUCAGUGAGCACCAGUGAUGACAGAAAUGAAUUGGAAGAAUUUCUUGAAGGCUUCACUCUACUUCAUCUUGCUUGCCUAACUGCAGAUAUGGGCAUGGUAGAGCUUCUCUUGCAGUAUGGUGCAAAUGUAAAUUCUACUGAUUUGAGGGGAAGGACACCGCUUCACCAUUGUAUUCUUAGAGGCAGACAUUUAUUCGCCAAACUACUGCUGACAAGGGGAGCUGAUCCACAUGCUACUGAUGAAGAUGGUAAAACUGCCCUACAGUAUGCGAUAGAGGCUGCCAACACUGAUGAUGAAGAGAUUCUUUUCCUGUUGGAGGACCCUAAUCCUAAUAGAUAGUUAAAAUCAAAGGUGUUGAGCAGUUGGGAACUGCAAUUACAGAUCGCUCACUAUGAUCCAGCUAAAGCAUAUACCACACCACGUCAGAUGGGUUAUUGAUCAAACCCUAAACCCUGCGAUCACUAAAUUAAUCACAUGCUCAUCUCUCUUCCGGGUCUUGAUAGCGGGACUUCUAUACGCCCUCGUGUGUUUGUAUUUAUUCGGUUUGGUGGUGCUCGCAGUUAAACGAGUGCAACCAACACCAGUUCAAUAUGUUUUUCUUAUUUCAUCUUUUGACUUAUUUAUUGGUCAACCUUUAUUAGAUAUCGGUUCAGUAAUGGAAGUUGUAUAUAGAUCUGUUCUGUGAAAAGUUUGUAGUUUGAGUGGAGGUGCAAUAUUUGCUGUAAUUUGGAGAGUUCUUUUUGUGCAAGUGCAUGUUCUCUAUAACAUGGACCAUAACAAACCUCGAAUUUGUUGUCGCCUAAUUAAUCAUGAAAUUUGUUCUGAGAGGAGUUUGGAAGAGCUUCAA